Messenger RNA from Actinia tenebrosa (Australian red waratah sea anemone), 3324 nucleotides. Its product is annotated as 1-phosphatidylinositol 4,5-bisphosphate phosphodiesterase delta-4. NCBI's taxonomy places the organism in Eukaryota, Metazoa, Cnidaria, Anthozoa, Actiniaria, Actiniidae. Gene Ontology annotation, biological process: release of sequestered calcium ion into cytosol; phosphatidylinositol-mediated signaling; phosphatidylinositol metabolic process. Gene Ontology annotation, molecular function: phosphatidylinositol-4,5-bisphosphate phospholipase C activity. The record is from RefSeq and is a predicted model, not a curated record.
UCGAGCAAAUGAACAAGAGAUUUGUAGAUAAAUUCGAACUUUAUUAUAAAACGAGAGAAAUCCUAAAACAGCAUUUUAGAUAUUUUUGAAAUUUUUUAAAAGGUUGUUCUUAAAUUCGGGUUGAAUUCGUUAAAUCAGAAGUCGGAAAUUCACGAGCCAAUUUUUGAAGUGCGUUCCGAUAUACGUACGUCGACUCUUCAAUAUUUGUUUAAUACCCUUGAAAGCCCUCAAUUUAAACGGUAUCAAAGGGGUUUAAUUCCGAUAUAGAGGAUGAUCAACCAUGGCAGAGACUUCUGUUGACACCGGAAGCCGUUCUACAGGAAUCGAUUUAUGGACUUCAAGGCCGUCAAUCCAACAUGGUGGAGUGGAUUUGAAGUCAGUCAUCAAGGCUGGCUAUUUAUGUGGACUAUCUUCGUCUAAGUCAAAGUAUUAUGUCCUUACGAAGAGCUCUUUGGAUAGCUAUAAGAAUAGACACUGUGAUAAGCUCAAAGGUAGUGUACCUUUGGUUGCUAUGGAAACCAUUGAAAUAUGUGUGCAUAGCAACAGAUCCUUGCAAAUCACUGGUCCAUAUGAGCAUCCUAUAAUACUACAAGCCUUGUCUAGAGACGAAGCCCAGGAAUGGAAAAGAGCUAUUGAAGAGGGUAUUUGUCACUGGAGACUUGACUCAGAACAAGACUGCAGCAACCCAAAGAUUCAAAGCCGUGAAAUGAAAACUCCAAAUAAAGCUCUAACAGAUAUGGAAUCCAAGCUAAUGAUGUACCCAUCAUUAAAAAGGGCUUUCGAUCAGUCACCCACUUCUGAUCUGGUUUUUUUCUCGGCUGCAAGCGAGGUUCACCAUGAAUUUGCCAUGAUAAAAUAUGCGAGGGCAGGAAAAGCCAUCCCUCACGAGAAACUGGUGAAAUUGGACAAUGAUAACUUGCAUAUUAUGUGGAAGAAAAGAUCGAAGCACAGUUUCUCAUUCCGCAACACUUUGGCACUUAACAAAGUGGUUGAAGUCAGAUGCGGCCAACAGACCAAGAACUUUAACAAGUUUCCAUACACUGAAGUAGAAAACCAGUCAUUCUCAUUAAUCUUUGAGAAAGAACAAGGGGAGUGGGGUCAGUUGGUAUCUCUGGACCUGAUCUGCGAUUCUUUGAAAGCAUUUGACAAGUGGCAUAGUGCUUUGAAAGAAAUCAUUUACAGCAAAGAUGCAAGACUGAACAGGCAGAAAUACGGAGGCAUCGACCCAGUUGUGUUAUGGUUGAAACGACACUGGUCAGUUCUUAUAUCAAAACGAAGUAAAAGUAUCGCUGCGGACCAAGUAUUGACGUUUGCCAACCAUUGCUGGCCCGAGGGGAACAACAAGAAACUACUGAAGAACCACAUAAGGAAUGUCCUCGAGACUCAGUGUGGCGUGAGUCACGCGGAGGAGCGUCUUGUAUGGAAUUCAUUUCUGUUGUUGUUCGAUAGUCUCAACGAGCAAGCCAGGUUGUUUGGCGUGUAUGCAAGGUAUGCUCGAUCAUUUCCUCACCUUGGGAUGACACCGGAGGAGUUCAAGGAGUUCUUGAUGAAGGAACAAAAGGAGUACUUGAGUGUCGAUGUUUGCUCCAGACUGAUUUACUUCCAUGACAAGGUUCACACGAUGUUCAAAAGAAAAUGCGCCGGCAACGACCCUGAUGACUACAAACGAAGCAAACACUUCCUGUCUUACCACGGGUUUAUUAGUUACAUUCGAAGCGGAGAUAAUUCCGUUGUAAACCCAGAACACAACACUGUGCACCAGGACAUGGAUCAACCACUGUCAGACUACUUCAUCAACUCGUCUCACAAUACCUACCUGACCGGCCAUCAAUUUAGAGGACAGUCAAGCCUUGAGGCGUAUGUCAGAGCUUUGUUACUAGGCUGUAGAUGUAUUGAACUGGACUGUUGGGACGGUCCUGAUGAGCCGAUUAUCACUCAUGGUUACACACCAACCUCACGGAUAAGAUUGAAUACGCAUUUGAAACGUCGGACUAUCCUGUUAUUUUAUCACUUGAAAACCACUGUAGUCAACAACAACAGGCAAUCAUGGCAGAUAUCUUCAUGAACGAACUCGGCGACAUGCUCGCAACGAAUAAUUUAUGCGUUGAAAGAAAAGAAAACAAGCUGCCGUCGCCGAAUGACUUGAAGAGAAAAAUCAUCCUAAAAGGAAAAAUCAAACUAAAAAAGAAGUCCAGAGCACUUGCUAAAUUCAGUGUUGGAGCAAUGAACGUUCAGUCACAGUUAACUACAACUGUUUCUGCGCAGUCUUUGAACGUGAUGGCAUCUUCACCCACUAGUCUCACCGGUGACAAGCUUGACGUGUCAAAUAUCAGUAACCAACAAGAAGAGGUGUUUAAUACGGUACUUCUUGAAGGAGCCAUGGACAAGCUUAUCGUCUACUGUAGAGCUCUUCCCUAUAAGAAAAAUGAUGUCUCCGAUGAUUGCUGUCAGAUGUAUUCAUUCAGUGAAUCAACCAUCUAUGAUCUGGUUUCUGCCAACCCUAGGGAUUCAGGCAUGCAUUUGAAUCAAGGGAAAUUUCGUAAGAACGGUGGAUGUGGCUACAUACUGAAACCAGACGCUCUAAGGAAUAACAAUCAAAAUCGAUCAGGUUAUCAUCCUAUGAUCACAGCUUCGCCUAUUGGUGGAAAAUCAUGCUACUUUACUUUUGAGGUCUUAUCAGGUCAAUACCUUCACAUAGAUGAUGGCUGUCGACUCCCAGUACGAGUAGAAAUCGAUACAGUGGGGAUACCAGCUGAUUGCGCAACAUUCGCUACAGAGGUUCGUUACGAGAGACUCAACCCACAAUGGAGCAACACGAAGCACAUGUUUAACGUAGCGAUGCCAGAACUGUGUUUAGUUUACUUUAAAGUACUUACAGUCAUCCAAAGGAACAAAACCAAACUGCUCUUCCAGAAUGUGAUAUCUCUGGACAGCAUACGACAAGGAAUUCGUUACAUUCAACUGCGAACACCAACAGGGGUACUCACAAGUCACAGUGGUCUGUUUGUUAAGAUCAGGCUACAACAGUUCCAACAAGCUUCGUAUCAAGUGAAAGGAACGUCGAGAGAGAGACUGCUGACCAUCUAGGUAGUGUACAGGAAAACAUAUUUUUCUUCUGCUGACAACGUAGUCCAGAACUAGACACUUUCUUCGGUGACAAAUGUUUGUUUUUAUAUCCCAAAGAUUCGGUUUCAGGGUUUUAUAUGUCCGUUAGCCGUGCCCUGACUUAUAUCAACCCAGAGGUUGUUUCAGGGUUCAAUCUAUGAGUUAGCCGUGCCCCGACUUAGAUCAGACCAGGGGUUAUUUCAGGGUUCUAUCUGUGAG